This is a messenger RNA of Paramecium octaurelia, 544 nucleotides long. The record is from the annotation of a GenBank genome assembly. Lineage: Eukaryota; Ciliophora; Oligohymenophorea; Peniculida; Parameciidae.
AUGAUUCCCGGAGGUGAAUUGAAAUAGUGCCUGCAUGAAAUCAAAGAAAAUUGUCCACCUUUACAACACUUGAAUUAUAGUCAUAAAAAGUCGUUUAAACAAAGUUUAGACUAGAUCACCUAAAAGAUUCCAAUUCUAAAAUCUAUUCAUAAACUUCGACAAGAGUAAGAGCAGAAGAUAUAUUAAAACAUAUAAAAAACGAGGAGGGUGAAUUUAAUGCAUGAAAUCAAUAAAGUCAAUCCUAUGUUGCAUCAUGAAUUAAAACUGAUUCCGUACGAAUUGCUUACUAUUAAAUAUGGUAUGAUAUAUUGCUAAUAUUUAAGUUGAAUGUAAAUAACAAUAACACGAGAAUCAUAAAGAAGUGCUAUCAGAUAAUAGUUAUAAUAAAUAUACAUAAUAAUAAUAACAACAAUUAGAACAACAUGGUUCUGGGUUCAAAAUAUUCUAGCAUAGAUUAUACAUAAGAAAUAUUAUGGACGAUUAUGAACAAGAUGACAGCAAUUUUAGCGAUUCCUAUAUCAAUAAAUAUUUGGAUCUGAAUUGA